Molecule: messenger RNA, 15793 nt
Organism: Tuber aestivum (summer truffle)
Lineage: Eukaryota; Fungi; Ascomycota; Pezizomycetes; Pezizales; Tuberaceae
Source: the annotation of a GenBank genome assembly
AGACAAAUUCUUCCCCACCGGAGGUGCUUUACUCUCGCCGCAAAAAAAAACACAACGCUGAGCGAAAAUGGAUUGCUCAAGAUUCGACCGAAGAUUCCUAUUGUCACCACUAAUAGCAUCUCUUCCACCGGACACAAUUUCGAUUAUUUCCGGCCCAACCCAGGUUGAUAAUGGCCUCUACCUUGAUACCCUGUCUAGGAUUGCAGUUAAUCCCAAAUUCACUUCGUUAAUCCUUACCUGCUAUGAACCGAUAUUUGCCGACCUUGCAGCGAGAUGGAAGGGGUUUGCUACAGUGGAACAGCUUGCCGCGGGGUUUGCAAGAGUACUCCCCGUAAUGCCAUUCCUGGCAGACCUUGCCGAGGAAUUUCUACUAUGCUCUGGCCUGGGUGAAACUUCCCCUGAGUUUCUCACCAUGGUGGAGCGUUUGUCCGGCGAAUCGUGCUCAGAGGAGCUACCAACAGCGGAUCAUGGCGAAAAGUUGCUUGGUAUGUUGUUGUCGCUUUAUCGUUUGCUGUGUUUCAAGAGGGAGGCGUUCUUGGGACUCGUUAAUGCCAAUGUUUUGUUUGGGCUUGUGAGGCACAAAUACCUUCCAAUCCGGUACCUCUCGAUUAGGAUAUUGUCGAUAUAUUUGAAGGCUACAGAUCGUGCGCAGGAGUUAAUGUUUGUCGGUUUCGGGGUUGGAGGUACUACGAAGGAGAAGGUUCUUGGGCUUUGGGAGGGUAGGGAGGUAGACUACGGGUUUUUGACGUAAGGGGCGCUCUCUCAUAACUGGUUCAGAGCAUUCUAUUGAUAUUUACCAUCCUAGGUUGCUGGAGGGCGAGAGGCUGGAGACAUUAUCGGGGGAUUUAGAGACCGCAAGACUUGUAAACGGCCAACAAGAAAUGAGCAUAGGGCAUUCCCGGAUGGUUCGUUCUAGCGACCUAUCACCAUUGACGGCCGAUCUUUGUGGGGUCUUGAUCCCUAGACUUCGAGGUAUGGUGCAAUAUCUUAUUGGUGGGGUAUCCAGUUCUCUGACAAUUAUUCUAGGAACUCCCUCGCGACCUUCGAGUAUCGUCGAUACGCUCACUACCCGGAACAACAUUAGUUCAAUUGCCCGAGCACUCCGUUCUCCACGACCUGUACUUAUCACUGGGCAAUCUGGCUCAGGGAAAACAUAUCUUGUUCACCAAAUCGCACAAGCUCUAAAUAAUAUGGAUAACAUGAUUUCGAUACACCUCGGGGACCAGACAGACGCGAAACUCUUGAUUGGGGCCUAUGCCACCGCCGAUGCCCCAGGAAGCUUUGAGUGGAGGGCGGGGGUUUUGACAACUGCCGUGAGGGAGGGCAGAUGGGUUGUUGUAGAAGAUAUUGACCAAGCACCAAAAGACGUUUUGAGUGUAUUACUCCCAUUGAUGGAACGAGGUGAACUCGUGAUCCCAUCAAGAGGGGAGAAGAUCACAGCGGCUCGCGGUUUCAAGUUAAUUGCUACUAUCAGAACUGCACCGUCAAUAAAAUCAGAUAUGGUGGUUAUGAACAGUCUUGGAAGUCGGCUUUGGGAGAGAGUAAAUGUGGAGAUGCCUUCUGGGGAAGAAUUGAAUGCAAUAAUAGAUUCCCGAUUUCCACUGUUGGCCGGAAUUUCACCAACUUUGAUAGAUGUCUAUCACGCGAUCCAGAAAACGUACACAGAACCAUCAUUUUUUGCCAUCAGUAAGACAAAUCUUGGGAGGUUGUUGUCUCCUCGCGAUUUGAUGAAAUGGUGCAAGAGAAUCCACGCUCUUUACACCUCCGCCGGCGUUGUCACGAGCCAUGAGCCACUAUCGGAUGGAGUGUUCGAUGAGAUAUUCUUGGAGGCAGUUGAUUGUUUUGCCGGAAGCUUGCAAACUAAGGAGGCCCGAACUCUGAUUGUCAAAAGAGUUGCGAGUAGCAUGCAUAUACCUUCACAACGUAUUGAUCUAUUUCUUGAAGGAGGUCAUAUCCCCAGAUACACCGACUCCGAACGAACUUUAAUAGUUGGGAGAGCAAAGCUCAAGAAACGGAAAAAGGAGCCGGCUGGCCUGAAUCGACGGAGGGGAUAUGCUCAGACAAGGCCAUUUGCGACUACAAAUCAUGCAGCACGACUAUUAGAGCAAAUUGGUGUAGCGAUUAGGCUCGCAGAGCCUGUGUUAUUAGUGGGAGAAACCGGUACUGGAAAGACAACCGUUGUACAGCAAUUGGCGGAUAUGACGCGGUUCAAUCUUACGGUCAUAAACUUAUCUCAACAGACUGAGAGUGGCGACCUUCUUGGUGGGUUCAAGCCCGUCGAUAUGAAAACAUUGGCUGUGCCGCUCAAGGAGAGAUUCGAUGAUUUGUUUGAGAAAACCUUUUCCUUGAAGAGGAAUAAGCGUUUUCUGGAUGCCAUGAAUAAAUUUUGGUCGAGGCAGCAAUGGAAUCGAGUUAUCACGUUGUGGGGUGAAGCUGUGAAAAUGGCCAACCAGUUCUUUGCUACUCCUACAGCAACAGAAUCUGAAGAUAGGCCCACAAAGAAGAGAAAGCUAGGUGACGUGGAUAGACGGGUUCUUCAGGCGGAGUGGACUAAUUUUGCAAACGAUUUUUCAAAGCUUGAGAAACACAAUUCGCAAUUAGCCAAAAGGUCUGCCUUUUCCUUUGUGGAGGGGAGCUUGGUGAGGGCCGCUAGAAAUGGGGACUGGGUACUUUUGGACGAGAUAAAUCUGGCAGCUGCAGAUACUCUAGAGAGCAUCGCCGAUCUGCUCAAAGACGGCGGAGGCGGCUCUAUACUUCUAAGUGAGAAGGGUGAUGUGGAGAGAGUAGAAGCACACCCGGAUUUCAGACUAUUGGCAUGUAUGAAUCCGGCCACAGAUGUGGGAAAGCGGGAUUUACCGCCUGGAUUGAGAAGCAGAUUCACCGAGCUAUACGUCGCCAGUCCAGAUCAAGAACUGAGCAAUCUUCUCGCUAUUAUUAGAGAGUAUCUCGGAAAUCUGGUGGUUGGGGAUGACGCAGCGGUCACUGAUAUCGCGAAUGUUUAUAUGGAAACUAAGCGCUUGUCGGACGAACAGCGGCUGGUUGAUGGUGCGAACCAUCGCCCACACUACAGUAUACGGACUUUGACAAGGACUUUGAGUUAUGUUUUCGAGAUUGCUCCGGUAUAUGGCUUGAGGAGGAGUUUGUAUGAAGGGUUCUGCAUGAGCUUCUUGACGCUGCUUGACCGGCCAUCGGAGAGCGUACUGUUGCCGGUUAUUGAAAAACAUAUUCUAGGCAGGCACAAGAACGUACGAAGUCUGAUUUCCCAGAUUCCUCGACGCCCUGGGCUAGACUAUGUUCUGUUCGAACAUUAUUGGAUGCGCAAGGGAGCAUAUCCGAUUGAGGAGCAGCCGCAUUAUAUUAUACCCCCAUCCGUUCAACGGAACAUGCUGAACCUGGUUCGAGCUACUACAACAAAACAGUUUCCCGUACUUAUCCAAGGACCGACGAGCAGUGGGAAAACAAGUAUGAUUGAAUAUCUUGCGAAAAAGACAGGGCAGAAGUUUGUACGAAUAAAUAACCACGAACAUACCGAUCUUCAAGAAUAUCUUGGGAGCUAUAUUUCAGAUGACGAUGGGCAACUACGAUUCCAAGAGGGUAUACUUGUCGGAGCUUUGAGAGAGGGUCAUUGGAUCGUACUUGACGAACUGAACCUUGCACCUACGGACGUACUCGAGGCCUUGAAUAGGUUGCUGGAUGACAAUAGGGAACUUUUGAUUCCGGAAACACAGGAAGUAGUGAAACCGCAUAAGGACUUUAUGCUCUUCGCAACUCAGAAUCCGCCUGGGCUCUAUGGAGGAAGGAAGGUGCUAUCUAGGGCAUUUCGGAACAGAUUCUUGGAGCUACAUUUCGAUGAUAUCCCAGAAGACGAACUGAGGACUAUUUUGGAGGGGAGAUGCCAGAUACCGCCCAGUCGAUGUAAGGUGAUUGUGGCUGUUUAUAAGGUAAUUCUAGUGGUUAAGAGCGUAGUUUGUUGAACUGUGCUAACCGUCAGAUAGGAACUCUCACUCAUUCGCCAAACAACUAGAUUGUUUGAACAGAAAAACAGUUUCGCUACUCUUAGAGACCUCUUCAGAUGGGCUAGCCGUCAGGUAGGCCGUGAUGACCAAAGUUAUCAAAGUUUGGCCAAUGAUGGGUACAUGCUAUUGGCGGAGAGGGUUCGUGAUGAAAAGGAGAAACUCACAGUGAAGGAAAUUAUUGAGAGGGUCAUACGAGUCAAAAUCAACGAUUCAUCUUUAUAUUCGCCCGAGUCCACCCCGGGGUAUGAUUAUUGUAUGGAUAAAUUCCCUGUAGUGAGCGGCGGCAUUGUCUGGACAAAAGCAAUGCGUCGACUUUACGCACUGGUUACGAACGCUCUCCGUAAUAACGAGCCUGUUCUUCUCGUUGGCGAGACUGGGUGUGGAAAGACAACAGUGUGCCAAAUGCUGGCAGAGGCCCUCAGAAAAUUAUUGUUUGUGGUCAAUGCUCACCAAAAUACCGAAACGGGUGACAUUAUUGGUGCUCAGCGGCCAAUUCGGAAUCGGCAGGCUUACCAGAACCGGCUUGCGGAGGACCUAUUAACAGUUCUUAGAGAACAUUCACCUACUGAGAUUACUGAUAACGACCUGGCCGCACUGCUGACGGCUUAUGAUUCCUUGGAGCAAGACAUCGUCGCGAGAAUACCUGAUAGUGUCCGGGCUCGAAUCCAAACCAAUCGCAAACGGACGAAAGCACUAUUUGAGUGGGCCGACGGAAGUCUUAUCCAAGCUAUGAAAGCUGGUCAGUUCUUUUUACUUGACGAGAUAUCCUUAGCCGAUGAUUCCGUAUUGGAGAGAUUGAAUAGUGUCUUGGAACCUGCACGGGGUAUCCUACUCGCAGAAAAGGGAGCAAAUGAAACAGAAAUUACAGCUGCAGACGGGUUUCAGUUCAUGGCCACAAUGAAUCCUGGCGGUGACUAUGGUAAGAAAGAACUUUCCCCGGCGCUACGAAAUCGGUUCACAGAAAUCUGGGUUCCGUCGAUGUCGGAUGCGGAAGACAUCCUGCAGAUUGUACAGGCCAAAAUUGCGCCGUUUGCGUCAAAGUAUGCCAGAGCUGUGGUAGAGUUUGCACGGCGAUUUUCUAAACCCUCUAACACCUCUUCAUCUCGGGUGAUCUCUAUUCGAGAUGUUUUAGCUUGGGUCAAAUUCAUCAACUCCAGUCCCCCCGAGAAUCCUGCUUUUGGGUUACUUCAUGGGGCAGCACUCGUAUUUAUUGAUGGGAUGGGUGCGAACCCCUCUGGUGGUUUGUCAAUUGCCUCUGAUGGUUUAGAAAAGAAGAAGCGACGGUGUGUAUUUGAAUUGUCACAACUUUGCGGAGAGGAUUUAUCUCAAAUAUACAAUCAGCCGAUUACUGCUAGCGCAGGUGAUGGGGUGCUCCAGCUCGGAGCUUUCUCCCUACAGAGGAAUAAGGAUGCCGCGGUAGACAUUUCUGAAUCAUUCAAUUUGACUGCACCGACAACGGCCAGGAAUGCUAUGCGAGUGGUCAGAGCUAUGCAGUUGCAGAAACCUGUACUACUGGAAGGUAGCCCAGGUGUUGGUAAAACGAGUCUAAUAUCUGCCCUUGCAGAGUCCAGCGGAAAUUUCCUGACAAGAAUCAAUUUGUCAGAGCAAACUGACCUAAUGGACCUUUUCGGUUCCGAUGUUCCUGUUGAGGGUGGUGAAAGCGGGGAGUUUGCCUGGCGAGAUGCUCCGUUCCUUCGGGCGAUGCAGGCCGGGCAUUGGGUGUUGCUCGAUGAAAUGAAUCUAGCGUCACAGUCAGUGCUGGAGGGUCUGAACGCCUGUUUGGAUCAUCGUGGGGAGGCAUACAUCUCAGAGCUCGAUCGCACUUUUAGACGGCAUCCGGACUUUGUAGUUUUUGCAGCCCAGAACCCACACCACCAAGGUGGAGGACGGAAGGGACUUCCAGCGUCUUUUGUCAAUCGGUUCACAGUUGUUUAUGUUGACACUCUUGGAUUUAAAGAUUUACAACUUAUCGCUGGCCGGUUAAAUCCAUCGGUCUACCCCGAAUACGUUUCAAAAGUAAUCGAGUUUAUGGUUCUUCUGGAUCGUGAGGUAUCGCAAAAUAAGAGUUUCGGAAGUCUAGGAGGCCCCUGGGAAUUUAACUUGCGAGAUACUCUACGUUGGCUUGGGCUGUUAUCGUCAUCUACUCCGUUCAUGGCCGCUGGCAAGCCUGAAGAGUUUCUGGGUAUCAUCAAACAUCGAUUUCGGACUGCGAAGGACAGAGAGUGUGUCGACACGCUAUUCGGCCAGGUUUUUGGAACUAAACCUGGUAGAAAACAUCUCUAUUAUCAAAUAUCUAAGGAGCACCUACAAGUUGGUCACGCGUGCCUCAGACGUCGGAGCGAUCUGUGUUUCGUGUCUCCUCAGAAUCUCGCAAUCCUGAAACGGAACUUGCCUAUUAUGGAGACAGUUAUGACCGCGAUUCUGCAGGAAACUCCAUGCAUCUUAGUUGGGCCCUCUGGCGUUGGGAAGAGCAGCCUGUUGAGGCUCUUGGCAAGUAUCGUUGGUGUCGAACUUGAUGAGAUCGCAAUCAAUAGUGAUAUUGACGCUACAGAUGUUGUUGGUGGCUUUGAACAAGUAGACAUCAACAGAAAGGUUUCCAAGGUCUUCACUCAAUUCAAUUACUACUUAAAGAAUUCGGGAGUCAAAUAUCUCUGUGGGGAUGAAUAUCCGGGCCCCCUUCAGAUAGUGCUCGGGCUUUGUGAGCGUAUCAGAUCCUCAAAUACUGGACUUGGAAUUGAUUCACUGCAGAGCCUUGUUACUGAGCUUAGGUUGCUUGAAGGAGAGCACAGAUUUGGAACGCUUUACCCAUUCAUUGACAGCUUCGAGGAAGUGAUUUCCGAAGCCCAUGAAGUCACAAAUGCUAGGUUUGAGUGGGUUGAUGGUAUGCUAAUCGAUGCCAUUGAACAAGGGAGAUGGCUGGUCCUAGAUAAUGCGAACCUGUGCAGUCCAAGUGUGCUAGAUAGGCUGAACUCGCUCCUCGAACCAAAUGGAUGUCUCAUAGUCAACGAGCACAAUGACAAGGAUGGCAGACCAAGGAUAGUGCGACCAAGUCAGGGCUUCCGGCUCUUUCUAACAAUGGAUCCUAACCACGGCGAACUCUCACGGGCUAUGAGGAAUCGUGGGGUAGAGGUUUUCCUGGACCCACUUCCGAUGGAGAAGGGUGCUGAAGAAGAUGAUAGAGAACGGAAGGAGCUUGCUAAAUAUUCCCCUUCGACAGAAUCUUCCAUGGGAAUCUAUCAGAUCAUGAGUAAAUUGCUCGACAAUAAUAUCGAUAAAUUGGUAUUUAGGCAUCUCGUUUAUAUCGCUCUUGACCACACGCCUGCGGAGAGGACGGAGACCGAUAUGGCAUUAUUGCCUAGAUGGAGAGAUCAUAUAGGAUCAUCAUCGACGGAGCUGGGGACACAGCGGAUGGAAAUUCUACUUAAUGCAGUAAAAAUUUACCCGGAUUUGUAUAAAUGGGUCUGGGCUUUUCGGGAAGAUCGUAUAGAAUAUUACGCGAAGCUAUUUACAGCUCGCUAUGAAUUCAUGAAAUCGCAGGUGAGUAAUUAGAGAUGACUGAUCUGGGCAGCAGAGGGUUCGAUCCUGAAGCAAAUAUUGAUUAAUUGUUUGAAUAGCCUAUAAACCUAUCCCGCAAUACGCCUCUGAUGUCCCUUGGAACCAUAGCCUCCGAUAGGGAGGCGGGCCAUUCGCAGAGGAUUCUUGAAUGGACCGUCUGCACACAAUUGUAUGACUGCAUCAGAGGAGUACUUGAAAUUGACCAUCUAGAAGAGCGAAUUAUUCGAAAAGCGACGGCCACAGAAAUAGGUCUAAGAGGCAUGAGUUUUUUGGAGAUAUCGGCACCAAAAAAUAAAAUUCCUGUGUCAAUUUCUAAAGCCAAUCUCGACUUACCUGUAUUUGAGCUCUUGUCGACUGUCCGGGAAGAACUAUACAACUGGGCUGAUACCCGGGCACGCGAUUCUACGUUUCUGAGGAGAAUGUACGAGGACAAGAAAUUGCAGGGCUCGCUUUUGCGUAUUCUGGAGCUUCUGCGGUUAUGGCAUGAUAUUGUUGGCCUGGGUAGUGCUCCUGGGAAUAGAUUGGAUGAGAGUGUGCUCCAUGUAUAUGUGGAACUAUUUGAGGAAUGGGCUAAAUCUUCCGAAGAUAGCCUUCCCCGUACUCUGAUGCAACCAAUUGGGCAAGCGUUAGAUGGAUUCCGGGCUCCUUUCCAACUUAUAACUGGAUUCUCCAUGGAGUUAAUGUGGAAUUCCAUGCGCCCGUCUGUGCCUGCUUCGCUUGUUGCUUGGACUGUUUACAAUAAAUUAAAGGGAAUUGCCGAUCGAUUCGAUGCCCUAACGUCGAGAUUUAAGGGUUUUUUUCACCUCUCAAGCUUCUUAGUUGGGGUGCUAACUUUACUAAUAGGCUCCUUCGAAGUGGUUGCUUUCCUGAAGAGAACCCUCAUCACGGCACUCACGGAUGUUUUGGCUUUCUCUGAUGUGGAUAAUUCUCGGAAGCUGAUCGAGGGGCUUGAAGUAGAGAUUGUCCGGCUUGAGAAGUCACAGACAUUAACUAAACCGGAGCAGCUUGGGUUGACUUUCAGGACAUCAUUUGAUUAUCUCUUCCGGUUCCGAGCUCUCCGGGCAGCCGUAUAUCCGAACGAAGCGAAGGUAGGGAUUGGUUAUAUAAUUUAAAUUACUGGUUUGCUGAUUGUUUAUUUACAGCUUGACGAUGAUAUGCUCGUUAUUGCGCAUUUUGCUGGCAGACCCAUAUCUGGACUUCUUGGCUAUCAGGCUCCAAGCACCGGGCUUCGUGAGUUUCCUUCGGAGAUGCCUUUGCGGGAGAUUUUGCUGAACGUGGUUGUUAGGUACAUCUUACGAGCAAGUACUUGAGGAUAUAUACCAACUCGAGAAUCCUGCUGUUGACAGCUCACGUAGCCUCGUGGGGGCUCAAUUUGUACCUGAAAUACUAGAGUCUAGGUAUGUGUAUCGUUAACCUAAUACUUGAAUCAUACUAACUUGGAUAUUAGCCGUCAGGUGAGACAAUCGGCGAUCGGCCAGACGAGCCAGCUCAAUAUCAAUUUGAAAAUAUUUUCGAAGCAAUUGUUUUUGAAUAUUCGGGAUAUCACUAGUGAUAGGACACUCCAAUUGACACAACUCCUAGUUGCCAAAAUUCAUAAGGUGUUUUCACUCCAGAGAGGUAGCUCGCCGGUGAUUGGAAGCUAAUUGUAUUCACAGAUUAUCACACUGCAUGCAGAAUUUUAUGAUGGAGAGAUGUAUGCACAGGUUACGAAUUCAUUUGAUAUUAUUAUUCGGGCUCUAUUAGGAGAAACAGAGGGGCCGUUGGGAACAUCCGGUCUUCUGUUGUUGUUGCCGACAUCAAACGAUAAAUUCAAUACAGUGGUUGACACUCACUUUUCCCCUGCAAUCGGUGCUAUUUGUUCAGAUCUGUCCCAAUUCGGAACUGUUACUUUGGAGCACCUGGGCUCUGCUUGGAUGCACUAUGGUUUAGGGUGUCUAAAAUUAUAUGUCCCCAACUGUACCUUCGAUCCAGCUAUGGGGUUUAAGGUACGGCGAGAGAGAUAUCUGCGCCAAAAGGGCGACAUAGCCGCUAGGAUUGAAGCAGAAAAGAUUUUUGAAUCCAGGUUUACCGGUCAAACAAAUGAGUUUCAACUGCAGUAUUUACGGAACGAAAUUGAAGAACUUGGCGGAGAGCCUCCGGUCCCAUCGAUGGAACGGCCAGAGGAAUCGGUGAUAGCUCAGUUACAGGGAGAUUUCUCAGUCCUGCUCAAGGUUGUUGUCCAGAGUAACCCGCACGAGCUACUUCUCCCGUCGAUCUUGAAGCGUGGUCACGAAGGCAGUGCUGAAGGGGAAUUGUUCCAAAAGAAUUUGUCACAGAUCGCCGAGAGACUGAGGAGGAAUUACGCUGCCUAUAAAGACCUGGUGGAUCCGGUGCUUGGGUUUUUAUACUCUUUGAAGCUUGGGCUGGGUCUUGCUGCUAUUGAGACUGAAAAAUCGGGGUAUAUUGAGUCACUCCUUAUUCCGGAAGUUGGGGGGGAUAUAACUCUUGAUCAUUUUGUUGGCAGUGGUAACCGGGAUGACGCUCAGCUGCUUUUACUAUGGAAGCUUGCGACUCGCAGAGCGGUUGAAGGAUUCGAUGGGCUGGGUAAAAAAUCUCACGAUAUUAUCAAUAGGAUUUUGCUUGAUUUCUUCGAUAAUUGGAAGGCUAAGACGGUAGAAGAGCAGGAGAAGGCUAUUGCAGAUGCAAGUCUCUACCGAUACGAGGGCGAAGAAGAGGACUACAAUGAACAGGAACUAAAGGCCACGUUUCCGGACUACGAGCAAGAAGUUGAAAAUGAGAAACCAGCUGCGGACCACCGCUGCCUAGCUAUCAAGCUUGCAAAAUGCCAUUCCGCUCUUUAUCUUCCGAGAGAUACUUCAGGAUGUGGCCUAGCUUCCCUCAUUCGUCGCGGUGUCAGUGCUUUUGUGAAAAGCGCGCACAAAAUUCAUGCGUCCCCCUCUUCUCAAACAAAGCUAGAGGCUUUCCUACCGGCGAUUGCACUUUCCCUCAGCGAAACGUCUAAACGGAUCAAUGGGCGCCAAGAAAGGCCCAGCUCCAAAACAUAUGAUUUUUAUACCGACGAGAAUCUGGAGCAAGCACAAAGACUGGUUGACACAAUUGAGAAAUGCCGGUCUCGUCUGCUGGUUUUUAUUGAUACUUGGCCUGAAAAUGUCACACUUCAGGAUGCCUUGGAGACAUGUCAGGAUAUACUCAGCUUCCCCAACGACUCCCCGGUGGCAAAGUUUCUUCCUAAAGUCGAGAGGCUGCACGGGUCAUUGAACGAAUGGCAAAGUGUUGCUAGCAGUCAGUAUUCUGUUGCAGAACUUUGCGAUUCCCUGACUCAAUUAAUCAUAAACUGGAGGCGUUUGGAAUUAACUACCUGGCCACGCCUUUUCGACAUUGAGGAUGAGAAGUGCAGGAUUGACGCAGACUCUUGGUGGUUCUAUGUGUUUGAGAGUGUAAUUGCUAACCCGGCUUGUCUUUCCGGGGCAGGGGAACAUCUGGACGUAUUCCAACUUAUUUCUACACUUUCUGUGUUCCUUACUUCUUCGCCUAUCGGUCAGUUCCCUGGCAGACUUCAUCUCCUGCAGACGUUCGAGCAGCAUAUUCUACACUUAUCCGAAGAAACCCCGGCUAUGUCGUCUAUACAGAAAGGAUUGAAGAAUCUCGUCACAUAUUACUCGCAAUACGUGCCCAUGGCUGAGGAUUUCCUGAUAAAGCAGAGGAAGACGUUUGAAAAGAAGGUUUCAGAGGUAGUCCUGCUCGCUAGUUGGAAAGACACGAAUAUCAUUGCUUUGAGAGAUAGUGCAAAGCGAUCGCAUUAUAAGCUUUUUAAGGUUGUCAAGAAGUACCGAGAAGUGCUCGCUCAGCCGAUACAGCCUUUGAUUGAGGGUGGCAUGCCUUCCGAAGAGGACAGUGAUGUCAUUAGCGUGCCAGAGGUUCUCCCUCAAUUUGACGCCAACAUUGAACUGGCCAAAGAGAUCUAUGAGAAGUGGGUACAAAGAUGGAACAGCAGACCUACCCGCCUCACUGAUCCUGCUGCGACCGUGCUAAUGAUGCAGCGAGUAUCUCAAUCUGGGAUUGUCGAUGUUGCAAGCUGGCUAAACAAUUUCUCGACAUCUGUCGUCUCGAUAAUUAAAGGACUCCAAGCUGAGACUCCCAGGACACUCACCGAAACCAACAAGUCGGAAGUUAAGCAUUUGAAGACGAGGAAACGAAAGGCAUUCACGGAUACAUUGAAAGAGCUUCGGCAAAUGGGGUUGAAGUCAAAUAUUAGCAGCUCCCAAUUACAUAAACAGUCUACCCUCGAGGCAGUCCUUACAGCCACGGAGACUUUGCACACCGGCAAUGACAGGAACGAGUCUUAUUACUUCCUUCGGGUUUUAGAGCUCUUGCCUAAGAUUCGGAGGUCUGCGACGGAGCCGACACCGGGUUUGACGGGCCCCGAGGUCGCGAGAAGUGUGGGGUAUAUCGAGAACAUGUUUUCCAUGAUCCUGGAGCAGCGGGAUGUGAUUUCGUCCUCCCUUAGAGAUCUCAUGGGUGUACAGAAGGUCACGGAGAGGUAUAAGGCGCUAUCGGACUUGGGGAUGGAGCAUCCGGAGCUUUAUGGAACCAGUAGCAUUAUACCCGGAGAGUAUGCCGAUAUUCGGAAGAAGCUUCUGUGGCUUCCGGAGAAUCUUGGGUUGGCUAUUGAGUUGCUGAAAAUCCACGCAAACUUUAGUGGGAUCAAGGUUGAGGAUGCUAAAAUUUUCUUUGAGGAGUCUCACGAAAUCGCUGUGAAUUUGAACACUAGCUUUAGGAGAGAGCUCGCUAUCUAUGACGGUGUCUGGGAGCACUCGGCUAUGGUAUUGAUGGACCGGGCCCAGGAAUCACUGCGUGGAAUGUACUUGAAGGCGGAGAAUCUCAGGCAGGAACAACCAGAGAUCUCUUAUAUCAUCCGCCUUAUCACGCCUUUUCUUUCUCUAGAACACCAGCCAAAUGCCCCUGCAAGUGCAGGUCCUUCUGUGUCGCUACAAACAAUCGACGCCUCCUUACAGGGUCUUUGCGAUCUAGUGUUUGUCAGCCUACAAAAAUUGAAAGACUCCCGGACCUCUUACCCGACAUCACCGCAGAAAAUUGGCUGGCUGGCCCAAUGUCACUCUGCAUUUACAUCUAGCAUGAGGACUCUACACAUGGGUGAUAUCACUUGCAAGGCGGCAGAGACCCUUUCCUUGGUUGCAAGACUCCAGCCAUUCGACACAGCCACAGCCACCUCACAGGCUGCACGUGCACUAUUUGCAGCUUAUUACCCGAUUGUGCAAGAGUAUACUAACAUCUGUCAAGAGGCACUUCGAGAGGCGCUGGGUCACAAUCAUGUCGUUUCUAAGACUGCUUAUAUCCUCUCCAAGUCUGCGGCUACGCUACUGACAAAAGGCUUCUGUAUGCCAGAGGAGAAGGAGGCAGGGGAGGAAACUAGCGGUGCAAACAGUCUUGAGAGCGGAACCGGGCUUGGAGAAGGGGAAGGUGUGGACGACAUCAGCAACGACAUCAAAGCUGACGAAGACCUUUCCGAACUUGCCCAAGAAAAAAACAGAGAAGAGCAAGAAAAGGAGAUUGAGAAUGAGAAAGACGCAGUAGACAUUGAAGGUGAGAUGGAAGGGGAGUUGGGCAAUAUGUCGAGCAAAGGAGAAGACGAUGAUGGGAAGGACUCCAGCGAUGAAAGGGAGGAUGAUAUAGACAAAGAAACUGGCGAUGUUGAUGAUCUUGACCCUACCGCUGUCGAUGAAAAACUGUGGGAUGGGGAGGGAGAAGAUAAUUCUAAAGAAAAAGAAGGGGGUAAGACGAAAGGUGAAGAGAAUAGAGGUGAAGAUAUCGAAGGGAAAAAAGAGAGUAGUGAAAGCCGGCAUGGUCCAGAGGGCAAGGAAGAGGAACCCGAGAUGGAAAACGCGAGUGAUGGUGAAGGCGAAGGGGCAGAUGAAGAGGACGAGGUUCGGCCAGAGAUAGCCGGAGAAAUGGACUCACAUGUUCCUGAGGUCGAUACGCUUGACUUACCGGAGGAUCUUGAACUUGAUGGUGAUGAGAAAGGAGAUGGAGAUGACGAUCUAAAUAUGGAUGGCCUCUCAGAUGUUGCUGAUGAGGAAGGACCUAUGCAAAAAGACGAAGAGAAAGAUUGGAAAAACGAGAGUUUCCCUGAAUUGGACUCCUCGACAAAAGACCCCGAAGCCGGCGAACCCGAAGACGCAAAGGACGAGAACGGAAACGAAGGAGGGCAGGCCGAAGAAAGCCCAGAGGUCAGUGAGGAGGAGAUGGACCAAGGCCAGGAGGCCCCCGAAUAUCAAGAACAAAACCCCCCACUCCAAACCUAUAAAGAGCAGAAGUCAAGAGAAGCUGAAGAAACUGCGCCUAGCGAGGCUCAAGCACAUGGGGCCAGUGCUGACCAGCAGGAUAGUAACCAGCAGAGCUCAGCUCAACAGCAAUUAGGCGGGGAGGUGAAAUCCGGCGAACCACCAGAAUUUAAUAACACCAACGCGGAUCAAGAGCAGGGUCAGAAAUUGAGUCAAGCUUUGGUACAAGAUGCAACUGUUCAGAACGACAGCCAAGCCCCCCAAGAUGGAAAUCUCAAGGAAGAGCAAGAGUCUUUCCGUAAAGUUGGUGACGUGCUGGAGAAAUGGCACCGCAAUCGCAGAGAGAUUUUAGACGCCCAUAAGGAUACAGAACACCCUCAAUUUGACAAUAUGGUAAGCCAGAGAACUGCAUUUUGGUCAUUUCCGGUUGUUAAUCAUGCAUGUUAGGAACUUGACGAUCCGGAAUUUGAGCAUUUGCCCGACGAGGAAACGGUCACUGACACGCAGGCUCUUGGGGCAGCUACUGAGGAGCAAGCCCGCUCGCUUGACGAUUCAAUGGCGAUCGACUCAGGUACUGCGCAGCGGCAGGAGACCUUUGAGCAUGACGAAUCAGAUCCGAGGGGGGAUAAUGUAGCGGAUGAUGAAAUGAAGGAUUUCGAGGAUAGAGAUGUCGACAAUCCAGACUCGGCAGAAGAAUGCUCUGUUGGUGCAAUCAUUGGGAAAUCGUUAGAACCAAAACCUGGGCAGCAAAUAUUUUCUCGUGAAGACGUUGAAUCUGAUUUGAACCCUGAGGAAAUGGAUAGGAACGGCAAAGAGCUAGAAGCGGGUGGUUUAUCACCAUGGCAGCUUGUGAAUGGUCGUUCGUGGGCAGAGUCGCGAGAGUUGUGGCGGAAACAUGAACAAUCAACGAAGGAUCUAUCAAUGGGUUUAUGCGAGCAACUCCGACUUAUUCUCGAACCUACUCUGGCCACUAAGAUGAGGGGAGAUUUCCGAACUGGCAAGCGGCUGAAUAUGAGGCGUAUCAUCCCAUACAUCGCAAGUCAGUACAGAAAAGACAAAAUCUGGAUGCGACGCACAAAGCCCAGCAAACGUCAAUACCAGGUAAUGAUAGCGCUCGACGACUCAAAGUCCAUGGCAGAGUCCAACUCUGUCAACCUAGCCUUCGAAACCGUGACGCUCGUCGCAAAAGCCCUCUCCCAACUUGAAGUUGGCCAGAUCUCCAUUGUCAGCUUUGGCGAAACAACCCGUCUAAUCCACCCGUUUGAGCAACCCUUCACCUCCGAAUCCGGCGCGAGGAUCUUCCAAAGUUUCACCUUUGACCAAACAAAGACGAACAUGAAAACUCUCGUUGAAAAGUCCCUCUCUAUCUUCGAGUCCGCGCGCACAAACUCCAACGCCGGCCUCUGGCAACUAGAAAUAAUUGUCUCCGACGGUGUAUGCGAGGACCACGACACCCUCCGCCGACUAGUGCGCAAAGCCCAAGAGGAGAAAAUUAUGAUUGUGUUUGUCAUCGUGGAUUCCGUGCGUGAGUCGAGCAUCCUCACACUCGAGGGGGUGAGGUUUGAGCGGGAUGAAAACGGCAGUAUGGAGUUGAAGAUGUACAAAUAUUUGGAUUCGUUCCCAUUCGGGUUUUACCUUGUGGUUAGUGAUAUUAAGAGGUUGCCUGGAGUGCUAGCGUUGGCCUUGAGGCAGUGGCUGGCGGAGAUUGUGGAUGCCACGGUUAUGUAGAUCUGAGCCCAUGUGUCCCUGAGAGGGUUUCCUUCUUUUACGUUUUUGUUGCUGUUUACCGGGUUGUGAUAGCGGUAGCGUUUAAUGGUGCGGGAUUUCAUUCUGUGGCGUGUUGUAAGUAAUGAGAUAGUGUCUUCAGAGAGGCGAAAUGGGAUAAAUCUAAAGUGUCACCAGACGGGGCUCUGGGGAAAA